AUGGGAGUGCCGGCGUUCUAUAGGUGGCUUGCGGACCGCUACCCUCUCGCGGUGGCGGACGUGAUCGAGGAGGAGCCGGGAGUUGCCGCCGAUGGCCUCCCCCUUGCGGUGGAUCCCUCCAGACCUAACCCUAACGGCGUCGAAUUCGACAAUCUCUACCUAGACAUGAACGGCAUCAUCCAUCCCUGCUUCCACCCCGAAGGCCGGCCUUCACCUGCCACUUAUGAUGAUGUAUUUAGGUCUAUAUUUGCCUACAUUGACCAUCUAUUUGGGCUAAUUCGCCCAAGAAAGCUGCUGUACAUGGCAAUAGAUGGUGUUGCUCCCAGGGCUAAAAUGAAUCAACAGCGCUCUCGGCGUUUUAGAGCUGCAAAAGAUGCAGCUGAGGCAGCUGCUGAAGAGGAAAGAUUGAGAAAAGAGUCUGAGGCUGAACGAAGGAAUUUGUCUGCCCAGGGAAAGCCUGAAACAUCUGACUCAAAUGUUAUCACUCCAGGGACUCAGUUUAUGGCUGUGCUCUCAGUUGUGCUUCAGUAUUAUAUAAAAUUAAGACUGAACCGGACUUCUGGCUGGCAAUAUAUUAAGGUUAUACUCUCUGAUGCGAAUGUUCCUGGUGAGGGAGAACACAAAAUCAUGUCCUACAUCCGGUUACAGCGUAAUCUGCCUGGUUAUGAUCCAAACACACGCCAUUGUCUAUAUGGAUUGGAUGCAGAUCUGAUUAUGCUGUCUUUGGCUACUCAUGAGGUUCACUUCUCAAUUUUAAGAGAGGUGAUCCUGAUGCCUGGACAACAGGAGAAAUGCUUUCUCUGUGGUAAAAUUGGGCAUUUUGCAGCUGAUUGUAGAGGUAAUGCUGAUAAACAAAUUUCUGAGUUGCAGGCUAUGAAUGACACCCCAAUUCACAAAAAGAAAUAUCAGUUCCUUAAUAUCUGGGUUUUGCGAGAGUACUUGGAGAAUGACUUGCAAAUUCCUGAUUCUCCUUUUGAGAUAAACUUUGAGCGGCUUGUGGAUGAUUUUGUCUUUCUAUGUUUCUUUGUGGGAAAUGAUUUUCUCCCACAUAUGCCUACUUUGGAAAUCCGUGAGGGUGCAAUUCAUCUGCUAAUGUUUGUUUAUAGAAGAGAGUUUAGAGCUAUGGGUGGAUAUCUCACACAUGCAGGGGAGGUUUCAUUGGACCGAGUUGAACAUUUUAUCCAGUCAGUAGCAGUUUAUGAAGAGCAAAUUUUUAAGAAGCGCACUCGUAUUCAACAGGCAAUUAAAAAUAAUGAAGAGCAGAAGCUUAAGUUGAAGGGAGAGAAUCUUGAGGAUCCUCUGUUUGCAUCUCCAGACAAGGUAAAAUUAGGAGAACCUGGAUAUAAAGAAAGGUACUACAUGGAGAAAUUUGAAGUAAAAGAGUCAAAGUCAAUUGAUGAUAUUAGGAGAAAUGUUGUCCAGUGCUAUGUAGAAGGCCUUUGCUGGAUCAUGCGAUAUUACUAUCAAGGUGUCUGUUCAUGGCAGUGGUUCUACCCAUACCAUUAUGCUCCAUUUGCAUCUGAUCUUAGAGGUUUGGCCGAUCUGGAGAUCACCUUUUUCCUUGGACAGCCAUUUAAACCAUUUGAUCAACUAAUGGGAACACUCCCUGCUGCUAGUUCAAAUGCAUUGCCCAAGCAUUAUGGAGCAUUGAUGAUGAAUCCAAAAUCACCUUUAAGCUCCUUUUAUCCCGAUGAUUUUGAAAUAGACAUGAAUGGUAAACGCUUUGCAUGGCAGGGUGUUGCCAAGCUGCCGUUCAUUGAUGAGAGACGUCUACUUGCUGAGACGAAGAAGCUUGAGGAUACGUUGACGGAGGAAGAAAAGUUUCGGAACACAAUGAUGUUUGAUAUAAUUUAUGUUUACAUAAAUCAUCCUUUGGCUUCACAAAUUUAUACACUAUAUCAGAUGUGCUAUCAGCUUUCUUUUCAAGAAGCACCAAUUACUCCGAUUGAUGCAGGUGUUAGUGAUGGAAUGAAUGGAUUCCUUUGUCUAUGUGAGAGGAACUUUUACAGCGUAACGAUACUUGCACCGGUGAAAGGGUUGAGCAGUCUUGAAAAUAACCAAGUUUUGAACGCCACUUAUCUUAAUCCUACAUACCACCAGCAUAUUCCAGAACCUCCUGAAGGUGUGAUCACACCUGAAAAGGUUUUGAAACCUCAAGACAUUAAACCAUUCCCUGUGUUAUGGCAUGAAGACAAUAGUCGACAUCAGCCUGGCAGAGAGAGGUCACAGCUGUCUGUAGCUAGAUCGGGUCCGCACCUAGGUGCAGCAGCCCAUCGUCUCCUGAAAAAUACACUGCAGCUGAAGACCAACGUCUCAGGAUUGCUUGACAGACCCUACAAGAAUGCCCUGCAGGCAGUUUACAAGCCAAGGCCAACCGGACCUCUAGGGCACAAGAGAAGCUUUGUCCGAGACCUGAGCUAUUACCGUUCCUCAAAUCACAAGCCCAGAGAUUUUCCAAAUUCUCAGUCAGUUCAGAACUCCAAUGAAGCCGAAUGCAGCAGGCAGAACCUCAGAAUACAGGAAAAGUUGAUUUCUCAAAAUCAGCAGCAGAAUAUAUAUAUAGGGAUGUCAAAUAUGAGAAUUGAUGAGCAGGAAAAUUGCCAACAACAUCCAAAGAUGCCAGAUGAUGAGUUCUGUUCAAAUCGGCGGCAGCCUAUCCUAAAUGGACCUCCAUUGCCUUUGCCUCCCACAAACUGGAUCCGUAGGCAAUCUGUAAGAGACCCCUCAGGUCGAACAUGAAAAGCAGCAGGAGGUGAAGGAUGUGUACCGAAUUAGAUUAGGAGCACCUCAACACGAAUUAAAUUCUAGAGGCCGCAGGAGGUGCAGGAUGUGUACCCAAUUAGGUUAGGAACUCGACCAAUUAAACUCUAGAAUUCAGCAGUGAUGAUGGUGUCCGCUAACAAAUUUUUCAAUCUUUUAGACAUUGUUCAGAAAUGUAAUGUCUUCCAGAAGUAUCAUGUUGGUAUUUGGCCAGUUGUUUUUAUAUGACAUUUUUUAUAGUAUCUUGAUGUAAGACCAGUGUACAAGGGGUCAAGGAACUUGUUACCCGUGGAAUGCUUUGUAGCUUAUGUUUUCCCCCUUCCCCUUGCUGUUAUGAAUGUAACAAUUGCUCUAUUUAAGGAAGCUGCGUCAC
Molecule: messenger RNA, 3133 nt
Organism: Phoenix dactylifera (date palm)
Lineage: Eukaryota; Viridiplantae; Streptophyta; Magnoliopsida; Arecales; Arecaceae
Product: 5'-3' exoribonuclease 4-like
Biological process (GO): nuclear-transcribed mRNA catabolic process
Cellular component (GO): nucleus
Molecular function (GO): 5'-3' RNA exonuclease activity; RNA binding; zinc ion binding
Source: RefSeq, a predicted model, not a curated record